This is a messenger RNA of Dibothriocephalus latus, 179 nucleotides long. The record is from the annotation of a GenBank genome assembly. NCBI's taxonomy places the organism in Eukaryota, Metazoa, Platyhelminthes, Cestoda, Diphyllobothriidea, Diphyllobothriidae.
UGAACGUCCGCAUCCAAAUGGUUUCCGGCACCGUUGGUCAUCCUGCAACAAUGGCAGCCUGCAUAAAUGCCUUUACUCUUGCCCUCCUACAGACCUCAAUACCCCUCAGAGCCACGGUGGUAGCCGUCUGCACAUCUGAGGUAGAUCCUACUCUACGACGUAAGUGGGCAACUCCUUAA